Staurois parvus is the source of this 276-nucleotide messenger RNA. The record is from the annotation of a GenBank genome assembly. Lineage: Eukaryota; Metazoa; Chordata; Amphibia; Anura; Ranidae.
AGUGUAGCCCCAGCAGUGCCACCUGUCAGUGUCCAUCAAUGCCAGCUGUCAGUGCUCAUCAGUGCCACCUGCCAGUGCCCAUCAGUGCCACAUAUCAGUGCCUACCAUCAGUGCCAUCUAUCAGUACCAGUCAGUUCUGGCUAUCAGUGCCAGUCAGUGCCGCCUAUCAGUGCCAGUCAGUGCAGCUUAUCAGUGCCAGUCAGUGCCGCCUAUCAGUGAUUAUAUGAGUGCUGCCUUUCAGUGCCCAUCAGUGAUGCCUGUCAAUGCCCAUCAGUG